Molecule: messenger RNA, 502 nt
Organism: Equus caballus (horse)
Lineage: Eukaryota; Metazoa; Chordata; Mammalia; Perissodactyla; Equidae
Source: RefSeq, a predicted model, not a curated record
CCCUGGGCUCCCCAGGCUCCUGAGGCCAGCUCCUAAAGCUCAUCAUUUGCUAAAGCGGAAAACUCAAAGCAAAUAAACAACGAUGAGGCUGUCCCUGUCUGUCCUGCUGGUCACUCUGGCCCUUUGUUACUAUGACGCUGGUGGAGUUAUUUGUCCAGCCGCUGUUACAGAUACGACUGCAUUCUUAACCUUCAACAAACCUCUGUACAAGCUACAGGCUGGUAGAUUUGAUGCACCUCCAGAAGCUGUUAAGGCCAAGUUGGAAACAAAGAAAUGCGCAGAUAAGAUCUCCAUUGGGAACAGAUGGUUAAUUCUAAAAGCACUGGUAACUUCUUCCUUCUUAACGCAUGGAUGCUUCUGCUCAGGCAAAAGCAGUUUCGAAAGGUGGUUAGAUUGAUUUAUCAAAAAUUCUAUCACAGUACCUCUGUCUUUCAAUGAUCUGAUCUUCACUGGAAAAUGUAAAGGUUUCAACAUCUUGCUUCAAUAAAUUCCUUGCCCUGCA